CUCAGGAUAGAUUAGGCACCAUUUGCCAUAACUAAAUAGUUACCUCGUACAUCAAGUAGGAAGAAUUUGUUUUAAUUGGUAUCCCACCGCGCUCGGCGGAGAGUUUAGCACUAGCUACUGUUCGUCUUCGGUGUAAACCUUCUCGUAAACGCGAAUGCAACAAAGUGUGUCGUUUAAAUCUGUCGGCUCAUCAAACAGAUGUGGACACACUGCUCGGGAGCUGCCCAGCUGAGGUGAAGGGGAGGGCAUAGGAUCCCAGUGCAGCCGGAGUGUGGAUGACCUGCCCCCCCGCCCCCUCCGUGGAAAACAGGGCCAUGAUCUGAAGAGGGCACAGCACACCGAACCCCCAAACCUCCUCCUUCUCCCCAUUUUAUUUAGUAUUUUUUCUUUUUAUAUUCCUGUUUGAAACCGACGGGCGACAGCCUCCCUGCCCGGCUGCUUCCGACAGAGUCCGCGUCGCACGGAGAGGGCAACCCGGAAAGAGACCCGGCAUUUAAGGAGGAAGACAUAGAGCGGCAGCCCCCCCUCCCCCCCCUCUCCCUUGCCCCUCCCACCGCCACACCAGAAACAUGGGGAGGAAAAAGAUUCAGAUCCAGAGGAUCACUGACGAGCGCAACAGACAGGUGACGUUCACCAAGCGGAAGUUCGGUCUGAUGAAGAAGGCGUACGAGCUGAGCGUCCUGUGCGACUGCGAGAUCGCCCUCAUCAUCUUCAACCACUCCAACAAGCUGUUCCAGUACGCCAGCACCGACAUGGACAAGGUCCUGCUCAAGUACACCGAGUACAACGAGCCGCACGAGAGCCGGACCAACGCCGACAUCAUCGAGACGUUGCGAAAGAAGGGCUUUAACGGCUGCAACAGCCCCGAGCCCGACGGAGACGACUCCAUCGACCAAAGCCCGCUAAACGAAGAGAAGUACCGCAAGACGGAGGACCUGGACAGCCUCUUCAAACGCUACGGCUCCACAGUCCCACAGCCCACCUUCUCCAUGCCGGUCACCGUGCCAGUGUCCAAUCAGAACGCGGCGGCCACCCUCCAGUUCAGCAACAACCCCGGCGGCGCCCUGGUCACCACCACCUCCUAUGUCACCUCCACCCUCACAGACCCCCGCCUCCUGUCGCCACAGCAACCAGCUCUGCAGAGGAACACCGUGUCUCCAGUUCCACAGCGACCAGCCAGCGCAGGAGCUCUGUUAGGAGACAUGGGGAACUCAAAUGGAGCGUGCCCGAGUCCAGUCCCUAAUGGCUACAUCAGUGCCAGGGCCUCCCCGGGCCUGCUCUCCGUCUCCAACGGCAACAGCCUGGGGAAAGUAGUCCCGGCUAAGUCUCCGCCUCCGCACAGCCCUCAGAUGGUCAACAGCCGCAAGCCGGACCUGAGGGUCAUCACCUCGCAGAGCGGCAAGAGCCUCAUGCAGCUGACAGAGGAAGAGCUGGAGUUGGUGAGUGAGAAUGCUCAGCGGCUAGGUGGCUCCCAGGUGGUGCAGUCACUCACCACGCCAGUGGUCUCCGUGGCAACACCCAGUCUCCUGGCGCCCUUCUCUGGCAUGCAGACGGCCUACAACACUGAGUACCAGCUGACGAGCGCAGAUCUCACGGCGCUCCAGACGUUCACACCGCCGGGGCUGGUGCCUGGCAACAUGGCUGCCUGGCAACAGCAACAGCAACCCACAGUCUCCCAGCAACAACAGCAGCAGCAGCAGCAACAGCAACAGCAGCAACAACAGUCCCAGCAGCUGAGCCUGGCGUCGCUCAGUAACUUGGUCAUGUGGGGUGCAGAGAACAGAUGCAGAGAUGGUUACUGCAUCUCCAAUUUUGCUGCUAACCUGAGCUUGGCCUCUCAGUCCAACUUGCUCUUUGGCAGGGAGGACGGCCUCUGCUGGCCGGUGGGUCAUAUACCUCAGGGCGCCGCGCUGACCGUCAACACAAACCCCAACAUCAACAUCAAGUCUGAACCUGUCUCCCCAAACCGCGACCGCAGCACCCCCAGCUCCACCUGCGGCACCGGGGGAGGGGGAGGCGGGGGCGGAGGAGGCCAGGGACAAGGUCUGGUGUCAGUGGCCUACCCUGGUACCCUGCACCUGGAAGCGGGCGGCCAAGGCCGCUCGCCGGUCAACAGCCUCAGCAGCAACGGCAGCUCGUACGAGGGCAGCGACCGGGACGACGGCGCCCAGGGGCGGGGCGGCGGAGUUCCAGACUUCAUCCACCAGGCCGGCGCCGGGGGCCAGCAGCCCACCAUGGUCCUCCUGCGGCCCUCGUCGGCCGAGCCCCAGGAGCAGGACGGGACCAACGUCAAGAGGAUGAGACUGGAUACCUGGGUCACAUGAAGAGACAAGCAGAGAGAGACGGAUGGACGGACGGACAGAUGGAGGAUGGAGAUGGAGAUGUGUACUUGUGGCUUGUGUACAUGCCCCCAUCAGCCCUAAUGCCCCUCAAUCUCCUUCUUCGUGCAUUCACACACAUACACACACAAACACACACACACAAUAUAUAUAUUUAUAGCCGCCGUUGACCCAGUUACCUUCUUUCCAAACAGGAAACGCUGACCUCACACACACAAACACACAGACACACACAGACACAACACGAGCAUGCUAACACACUGUCAUGUCGUCGCACAUGUGGAUACUGACACACUUGUAUGGCAAUGUGCAUACACAUUUGAACUCUAAUGUACUCACACACACACACACACACACACACAAAAA
Molecule: messenger RNA, 2705 nt
Organism: Etheostoma spectabile (orangethroat darter)
Lineage: Eukaryota; Metazoa; Chordata; Actinopteri; Perciformes; Percidae
Gene: mef2d
Product: myocyte enhancer factor 2d
Biological process (GO): cell differentiation; positive regulation of transcription by RNA polymerase II; heart development
Molecular function (GO): protein dimerization activity; histone deacetylase binding; DNA-binding transcription factor activity, RNA polymerase II-specific
Source: RefSeq, a predicted model, not a curated record